Molecule: messenger RNA, 7536 nt
Organism: Neofelis nebulosa (Clouded leopard)
Lineage: Eukaryota; Metazoa; Chordata; Mammalia; Carnivora; Felidae
Product: small ribosomal subunit protein eS6-like
Biological process (GO): translation
Cellular component (GO): ribosome
Molecular function (GO): structural constituent of ribosome
Source: RefSeq, a predicted model, not a curated record
AUGUUAAAAAAAUUAAAAGGCAAUCAAGAACAAAUGUUGGAGAGGUGCUACAACUGGGGCUUUCACAUACGGAGUGUAAAAUGGCGCGACCAUGUUGGAACACCAGGAGUUACUUGUGAGUUAACAUUUAUCUAUUUAUGAGUCUGCAAUCCCACCCCUAGAUAGCCCUCCUCCCAAUAAAAUAAGAUGCCCAACAAAAAUGGUUUUUGUUUUUAACUUUUUAGAAUAUUUUAUUUAUUUUUGAGAGACAGAGCAUGAGCAGGGGAGAGGCAGAGAGGGAGACACAGAAUCUGAAGCAGUCUCCAGGCUCAGAGCUGCCAGAGCCCGACGUGGGACUGGAACUCAUGAACCGUGAGCUCAAGACCUGAGCCAAAGACGGAUGCUUAACUGACUGAGCCACCCAGGCACCCUGCCCACCAAAAAUGUUUAUUGCAGCCUCAUUCAUAAUAACAGAGUUGGAAACAACCCAACUCCAUAGAAGAUCAGAUAAAAUGGUCUGAAAUACUACUACUCAGCAAUCAAAAGAAACAAAACUACUAAUCUAUUCAACAACAUGGAUGAAUCUCAAACAAAUUAUGUUGAGUAAAAGAAGGCGAUGCAAGAGGACAUGAUGUAUAACUCUACUUUGGUGGAGUUCAACAACAGAGGAAAAUAACCUCUGGGGAUUAAAAUCUGAACAAUGUUGGGGUGCCUGGGUGGCUCAGUCAGUUAAGCAUCUGACUUUGAUCUCAGCUCAGGUCUUGAUCUCAGGAUUGUGAGUUUGACCCCCACAUUGGGCUUCAUGCCCAGCAUGGAGCCUACUUAAAAAAAAAUUUUUUUUGGAAAAAAAAAAUCUGAACAAUGUUUCCUUCUGGGAGUCAAUGGUGUAGUAAGGGGCACUAGGGAACUUUCUGGAGUGAUAGUAAUGCUCUAUUCUUGAGGGGGGUGUUGUUUACAUAGGUAAUGUCAAGUUGUGCACUUAAGACCUGUGCGUUAAUUUUUUUUAGUUUACUUAUUUUCAGAGAAAGAGAAAGCACGAGUCUGGGAGCAGCAGAGAGAGAGAGAGAAAAUCCCAAGCAGGCGCCACACUGUCAGUGCAGAGCCUGAUGUGGGGGCUGGAACCCACAAACCGCGAGAUCAUGACCUGAGCCCAAGUCAGUUGCUUAACUGACUGAGCCACCCAGGUGCCCCUACCCUGUGCGUUAAUUUUAAGACAGCACUUUUAAGAAAUUGAGGUGACACUGAAAUGACAUAAAAUUAAGCAUUUUAAAAUGAACAAUUCAGUAGCAUUUAAUAUAUUCACAAUGUUGUGUAACGACCACCACUAUCUAGUUCCAAAACAUUUUCCUCAAACUAAGAGGAAACCCCAGCACCCCUACCUCCAACCCCCACUUUCUGCUUGCUAGUUUUAUAGUUUAUCUAUUGUGGAUAUUUAAUAUAAAUGGAAUCAUACAAUUUGUGACCUUUUGUGUCUGCUUUCACUUUGUAUAUGUUCAAGGUUCAUCCACUUUGUAGCAUGUAUCAAUAUAUCAUUCCUUUUUAUGGCUUAAUAAUAUUCCAGUGCAUGUAUAUGUAGGGUCACAACCCUCUCGGGAGUUCCUGGUGUAGUCUGAAACCACUCCCCAUAGGCAGUGGGCAGGGACAGACUGAGGAAAGAGGCAGGCCGCUCUGUGUUGGUAGGUGGCAAUUUUAAUAAUAGCAAAGGGAACUUAAAUACAAGGCUUAUCUUGGUUGGCUGCAAGAUGAAUGGAUCCCCACACCUGCCCCGCCAAAUCUUAAAAGCUUAUAAAGAGGCCCUAACUGGGCUCAGCCACAUAUACCAGGCAGGUGUUUUCAGCAUCACAUCACCAUCUCAAGGUUCUGUCCUUGGAACAGUCUCUGGGAGCAGGAAGGCAAGGGACUGGGGAGGGAGGGAAGAGCUUUCAAGGGCCUGGGUCCAGCUCACAGGUCAGUGAGUGGUCCUGUCUUUUUUUUAAUCAGUCCUCCAGCAAUAUAUACCACAAUUUAUUUAUCCAUUCAUCCGUUGAUGGGCAUUGGAUGGUUUCUAUUUCUGGGCUAUUGUGAAUAGUGCGAUUGUGAACAUGUGUGUAUAUGUAUUUGUUUGCCUGUUUUCAAUUCUUUUGGAUAUCGUAUUAGUUUGCUAGGGCUGCUGUGACAAAGCACCACAACUUGGGUUGCUAGAACAAUAGAAAUACAUUGUCUCAUGGUUCUGGAGGAUUGAAGCCUGAGAUCAAGCUGUCUGUAGAGUUUGUUCUUUCUGAGGAUGUGAGGGAAAAUGUGUUCCAUGCCUCUCUCCUAGCUUCUGGUGGUUUGCUGACAAUCUUUGGCAUUCCUUGGCUUGUAGACAUAUCACCCCAAUCUCUGCCCUCAUGUCCACAUGGCAUUAUCCCUGUGUGCAUAUCUGUGUCUAAAUUUUUCCUUUCCAUAAGGACACCAGAUUGAAAUAGGGGCUCACCCUAUUCUAGUAUAACCUCAACGAGUUACAUCCUUCAAUGACCCUAUCCCCAAAUAAGAUCACAGUAUGAGGCACUGAGGGUCAGGACUUCAAUAUAUUAAUCUGGGGGCACACAAUUCAAUGCAUCAGAAGUAUAUACCUGGGAGUGGAGUUCCUGGCUCAGAUCAGCUACUGAUAAUGCUGUGACAAUGACAGGAUCAGUCUCGGUAUGCAGCUCUCUAGAAUAAUUAUGAUAGUCCUUGAGUGCAUGAUAUAUUUAAAAUUUGAAAGAUAGUCCAAUUGAAACCAGACAUCCCAAAUCUGAAUGUUCUUUGGCAGAAGAAUACAAAUUUUAGACAUCUCUCUUGUUGGGAAACUAAUUCAAAACCAGGAUCCAUGGGCUUGGUAAGUACAGACAUCUCAGCAAUCAUAUCUGAGACUAUAGCUGAUACAAAUAUCACUGAUUCUGUUGCCUCUGUCAGACAGGAAAAGUCUCAAAUCCCUAGAGAUGAAAGAAUUUUUUUUUUGCAUUCCCUCUCUAGCCUAGACAAAUUGCCCUUCUUAUGGGUUGUGAUAUUAAAAGAUGAAGUCUUUGACAUUGAAAAUCUCAUCAUGAUGUAUUUCAGAAGGGAAGUAAAUCAUAGUUCCUGGAGGAGGUAUUCUAGACAUUUUGUUAAUUUGUGUACUUCUCUCCUUAUAAUGGAUGCUUAAGCCAAACAAAUUAGUGAGUUUCCCUUAUGAUUCAGGCAUUGUUCUUGGUGUAGACACACAUGUGCGUACACACACAUACACACACACACAUUAAAAACUUCUUUCAAUAUUGAUAUUAUCUCUUUUUUAGAUAAGAAGAAUGAGGUUCAGAGAGUUUAGAUGACUUGGCCAAGGUUAUUGAAUGAAUUAGUGAAUGUAUGUACCACCCAGUUUCCUAGUACUUUGUAGCAGUUACCAACCUCAGAAAUCAAUGGGAAGAUCUAGGCUGAAGGAAGGAUGGCCUGUGAAGCCAAAAAAGAGUCAAAAAAUGUUAGAAGAUUGACAAAUGUGACAGUGAAUUAAUCAUACGAUCAAAGGUGCCCUAACUGUUCAAAAAGUAAUAAUUAAAUGAUUUAUAAAUGAUGUUUAGUGUGUUUUUGCCCCAUAUAGUGUUUCUUAUACAUUUUCAUCUACUGAAAAUGAUGAAAUAGACAGUAUAUGGCCAUAUAAAAACUUCUGCCAGUUGUCAAAAGGAGUUUCCAGCACCAUUAUUCUAAUAUCUAUGGCACAUUCCCAAACUGUGGGUUUGGAAAUGGAGGUUUGGUUUUCUUCUUUACCUUUUCUUUUCUUUUGUCUCAAGAUUUACUUUACUCAUACUACUCUAAAUUAAGUGGCCUGUGUUGACUCUAGAAUAAAAUGACCUGCAUUUACACUCACAGAUCUCCUAGUGAUUACAUACCCUAAACGUUACCUCACUGUAUACCUCAGAGAUGCAGCUGUAAAAAAAAAAAAAAAAAAAAAAAAAAAAAAGACCUCAUAAAAUGGAAUCGAGAAGUUCAAACUGCAAAUUACAUUGUAUUUUAUUUCUAUGAGAAGUCAAAUUCAAGACCAGUGCUAUAUCCAUCAUAGCGAACAACCGGCAGCUAAUUAAUUCUACAGAGACACUUGUAGUGUCAUUAAAGAGUUUUGCCAACUCUCACCUGUCACCUAUCUUUUUUUUUUUUAAGUUUAUUUAUUUAAUCUGAGAGAGCAUGAACAGGGCAGGGGCAGAGAGAGAAUCCCCAGCCAUCAGCACAGAGCCUGAUGUGGGACUUGAACUCCUGAACCAUGAGAUCAUGACCUGAGCUGAAACCAAGAGUCAGACACUUAACUGACUGAGCCACCCAGGCGCCUCCCCCACUGCCAUCUGUCACCUUUCUUGACAAAAACCCUCCCCUAAUAUUGCAGAUGGUAAACCAACUCCUCAGUAUGAAAGAAAACAUAUGUUUGGAGUCAUGAACAGUUUUUAAGAGAGACAGCAAUAACAUUUUCUAAUUUAAAAUCUACAUGAUUGUUUCGAGACAAGAUGAAGUAAAAGGGAUUGGAUUUAUACUUCUCCCAGGAAACAGCUAAAAAAAUUGGACAAAAUAUGAAACAAUGAGUUUCGGACCCUGGACAACAGGCAGCAAACCUGAGAGAUGGGAAACAAAGCAUGUGACCUUGUGGUUGCCCCAGCUUACUGCCUGGAGAGAGUUUCUAGGCCAAAGCUCAGGGAGUUGGAGGCCAGGGGGAGCUUCUUAGAGCCCCUGAGUUGAAGAAGGGGAACUAGGAGUUGGGGAGACCAGGAAUUCAUAGGCAGAUUCUCAAAGAAGAGAGCUACACCCAGAGAAGGGACAGGGAAAGUGUUCAGGAGAUCUACAGAGGAAACUUUUCUGUCUUCAGCUGAAUUCUGACCAGCGCAUGCUUAAGAAAACACCACCCACACCUGAGGGGAAACCCACCUAAGGGAACAGUCCUCAGAACUCAUAUAGGGACAGGAAUAGAUUAUGCCCCCCCCAAAUAGAUUGGUUCCCCCAAUAAUUCACGGGACAUCAGAUUGAACAUUCAGAGGUAUAUAGCCUCAAUAAUGGGGAAAAAUUAGUCCCAGACUAAAUAAAGUCUGUUCUAAUCCCACCUAACAGAAUUUAAAUCUUUAAAAAAUAUUUUUUUAAUGUUUAUUUCUUUAUUUUGAGAGAGACAGAGAGUGUGAGCGGAGGAGGGACAGAGAGAAAAACACAGAAUCCUAAACAGGCUCCAGGCCCUGAGCUUUCAGCACAGAGUCUGAUGCAGGGCUUGAACCCAUAAACCGUAAGAUCAUGACCUGAGCGAAAGUCGGACGCUUAACCGACUGAGCCACUCAGGCCUAACAGAAUUUAAAAUCCACAUGGUUGAAAUAAUUUAUUUCCCAUCUUUGGAGACGGUUGUCUUUCCAUCUGGCCCCUCAAUAAAUAUUUUGUAAAGUUGAAUAGAGAUUUUUACUUUGUCCAGAUUUCAGCAUCCGACUCCCCAGUUAAACUAAGUGCAAAGGGAAGACAUGGGUGAGAACAUCACAGAAGUAAAAUGAGGUGUAUCAAUAAAUGUAUCGAGGGGUCAGAAUAUCCUGUCCCCUUCAAGGUCCUUCUAGCUGGACUAAGAAAAAAUUGAGGAGCGCCGGGGUGGCUCAGUCAGUUAAGCAUCCAACUUUGGCUCAGGUCAUGAUCUCACGGUUCGUGAGUUUAAGCCCUGUGUCGGGCUCUGUGCUGACAGCUCAGAGCCUGGAGCCUGCUUCCGAUUCUGUGUUUCCCUCUCUCUUUCUCUGCCCCUCCCCUGCUCAUGCUCUGUCUCUCUGUCUCUCGCUGUCUCUCAAAAAUAAAUAAACAUUUUAAAAAAAGAAAAAAAAUUGACAUGAGACAAAUUAACAGAGAAAAUAAAAUUUAAGAGUAUAUGUACAAGCAAUCCAAACAGACAUGGAAAUUCUGACGUCAGGCAAAAUGAGGGAUAUAUGUCAUCCUGAACUAAGGAGAAGCGGACAGGGAUCUGGGACUUCAGAGGGAAGGAAUGCACAUCACAGGGUGAUAACAAGAGCAGGUGUUUGGUAGCUGUUUUCCCUGCCAUACAGAUGGGUCACUCAGAUAGAAUUUAUCUGGUAAUAACCAUUGUUUUGGGAGAGAUCCCCAAUUUAAAUUCUUCUAAGUAGUUAAGGGAGGGGCAAAACUUUUAUUGAGCCCACAGGGCUUUAAUUGCCCUCAGCUUGAAAUCAUCUUCAUGCCAAAGUGGCCCGUCUUGGGGCAGCCUGCCCUGGGCCCCUACACAUUCCAUUUCUAUAUUUUCUCCUCUGUCUUGCUCGUGUCCCAUUUAGCAGCAGGUGAAUCCAACUCUCUGGGUAAAACUAUAAAAUCUAAUGUCCCCAUCAGUGCUUAGAACAUGUGAUGACAAAACUCUUUUUCAUAGUGCCUUGGAGGUGGUAAGCAGCUUUAGGAUGAAACUGAACACGUCCUUCCAAGCUGCUAGCUGCCAGAGACUCAUUGACGUGGAUGAUGACCGGAAACUUUAUACCUCUUACGAGAAGUGUACGGCCACAGAAGUCGAUGCUGAUGCUCCGGGUGAGGAAUGGAAGUGUUAUGUAGUCCGCAGCUGUGGUGGCAAUGACAAACAAGACUUCCCCAUGAAGCAUGGUGUCUUGACCCAUGGCCGCGUCCGCCUGCUGCUGAGUAAGGGACAUUCCUGCUACAGACCUAGGAGGACUGGAGAAAGAAAGUGCAGAUCUGUUCAGGGCUACGCUGUGGAUGCCAACCUCAGUGUUCUCAACUUGGUCAUCGUGAAAAAUGGGGAGAAGGAUAUUCCUGGACUCACGGAUGCUCCUGUGCCUUGUUGCCUGGGGCUCAAAAGAGCUAGGAGAAUCCGCAAACUUCUCAGUCUCUUUAAAGAAGAUGAUGUCCGCCAGUGUGUUGUGAUGGGGCUCUUAAACAAAGAAGGUAAGAAACCUAGAACCAAGGCGCCCAAGAUUCAGCGUCUUGUUACUCCACGUAACCUCCAAGGCAAAUGUCGGCGUAUUGCUCAGAAGACACAGAGUUCUAAGAAAAAUAAGGAAGAGGCUGCAGAAGACACUAAACUUUUGGCCAAGAGAAUGAAGGAGGUCAAAGGAAAGUGCCAGGAACAGGUUGCCAAGAGACAGAGGCUGCCCUUUCUGAGAGCUUCUACCUCUGAGUCCAGGCAACAAUGAGAUUUUCUGGGUGCCUUGGUGGCUCAGUCGGUUGAGCAUCUGACUCUUGAUUUCGGCUCACGUCAUGAUCCCAGAGUCAUGGCAUCUAGGCCCACUUGGGCUCCAUGCUGAGUGUGGAGUCUGCUUGGGAUUCUUUCUCUCCCUCUCCCCCUCUCCCCAGCUCUCUCUCUCUCUCAAAAUACAAAAAACAAAAUUAAAAAAAAGAGAUUUUCUGGGAUGCCUGGGUGGUGUAGUUGGUUGGGUGUCCGACUUUGGCUCAGGUCAUGAUCUCGCAGUUCACGAGUUCAAGUCCCAUGUCAGGCUCUGUACUGACAGCUCAGAGCCUGAAGCCUGCUUUGGAUUCUGUGUCUCCUUCUCUUUCUGCCUGCCUCCCCCUCCCCAUCCUGCCUUGCUCAUGCGCUGUCUCCCUCUCUCUCUCAAAAAUAAAUAAACA